Staurois parvus is the source of this 591-nucleotide messenger RNA. The record is from the annotation of a GenBank genome assembly. Lineage: Eukaryota; Metazoa; Chordata; Amphibia; Anura; Ranidae.
AUGGAUCGUAUCAGUGUGUGGUUCAGCCGACCGCUGGAAAAGGCUCGCUUCAUGACAAGAUGUAAAGCCAUAAGGUCAUCCAUGAAAGCUUUCCCCUUCCUUGGUAACAUUUACCAUAUAGUCGGGAGAGUCAAGUUUUCAGAUUCUGAGCAGAUGGUGGAAGUUUGCCAUCACACACUGAGCAACUCGCUAAGACUUCUCCCAGCAGAGGAUGGACCAGCCCCUCCCCCGGACCCAAGACAUGAUGUGCGAGAGAACAGCAUGCAUCACCACUGCGUCCUUGUCUUCACUGGCUGCUCACUGAAAGAGGAGGAAGUGAAAAUCUGGCUGCGAGAGUGCGCCAAACAGAAACCUGAGAAGAAGGCUUUAAGAACAAGAGGGUCCUUAACUGUUCAGGAAAUCCGGAGCAUUCAUGCAAAACGUCACUUGGAUCCUCUUCCAGAUGGAUAUUUCUACAAUGGAACUCAGUUCGUAAACUUUCUUGGAGAAAAAACUGAUUAUCACCCAUUGAUGGACCAGUUUAUAUAUGAUUACAUGAAUGAGGUAAAUAAGGAGAUUGAGAAAUACAACAGAGAUUUGGAGCAGCAGGAA